Gadus morhua (Atlantic cod) is the source of this 1100-nucleotide messenger RNA. RefSeq names its product CD209 antigen-like protein D. NCBI's taxonomy places the organism in Eukaryota, Metazoa, Chordata, Actinopteri, Gadiformes, Gadidae. Bases 178 to 960 code for a protein of 260 amino acids. The record is from RefSeq and is a predicted model, not a curated record. The transcript is spliced from 7 exons.
GAAGUCCAGGUGCACUUUGUUCCUCAUCUGAGACAACCAACCACACACUGGACCAAACAAACCGAGAUCUUAACACUUGUGGUAUUCAUUGAAGAACAAAAUAUUGUCAAUAUCCACAUUUUAAUUUUUCCGUUUCGUUGGAGAAGAGGAAGGAUGUUAUGCUUGUGAAAUUAGACAAUGGACGACGAGUUGCUUUACACAACAAUUGUGUUCGGGACCAACCACGUUUCUCCCUGCGACUCAAAAGUCAUAAAGGAUGAGAUUAAAAAGGAGCCGUUGGAGAACCUGGAUCUGACCACGUCAGCAAACAGGUCACAGCAUCCAGCAAACAGGACACAGUUACUGCCGUUGAUUGCUUCAGUCUUUUUGGGGCUCCUCUCUCUCCUCCUGCUCUCCGCGAUCAUCUAUCUGCUCUUACACUCAAGAGGCGCUCAAAGUGAAAUGGUGAGACGAGUAGAAGACUUGAAGAGAGAACGAGAUGCUCUCAACUGGACUCUUAACGUCAUAACUGCAAUGGAAGUCUUUCAAGUCAAAGAAUACUGCCCGCAAAAAGUGUGUAAGCCGUGCCAGAAGGGUUGGGUUUCUUUCGGAUCCAGCUGUUAUUUAUUUUCCAACGAGUGGAAGUCGUGGAGCGAAAGUCGGGACUAUUGCCGACAGUUUCAAGCCCAGUUGGUGGUUAUCCAAACACAGGAGGAGCAGGAGUUCAUCGCUAACCAUACCGUGACCUAUAAAGAUAAUCGUGGUUACUGGACUGGAGGGAAAUGGCAGGCGGGAAACCGGGGGACCUGGGACGACGGAAGCGAAAUCACAACAACGUACUGGGUGGACAGGUCUCCCACCAGGAUUGGCUGUAUCAAUUCUCUUAAAAGGACAGACCUGCUGGCCAGCUGGAGAUUAGUCAGCUGCUUCGAAAACCACCGCUUCAUCUGUGAGAGCCCAGUUUUGAUGAAGGCAUUCUAGGAACGUUUUUUUUCACCCUGUGGUACGUGAAGGUACAGCAGGUUAUACGUGAAUAGUGUCGCUUUGUGCAUUCAUUGUGUUAUCGAUUGUCAUUUUUCAUUAAUGUGUGUUUGCUAAAUAAAUAAACCAAUUACCAUGAC